GGCAGUGAAAGGAAAUUGGGGUACGACACCACAACGCAGCGACCGCAGUGUUUCCAGGUUGGCGACGCUGUAUGUACAAGAGGCUGCAACAUGCUGAUGCGAGUCAGUGUGCCCUGUCGGGCAACUGGCCACACCACAGUGACCACUCUGCAUGGCAUGACUGGAGACGUCGACAGCGGGUGGCCUCGAGUCAACCGGAUUCCCAUCUCCUAUCCUUCCCAACUACGAGCCCGCUUUCAUGAAUUCAUGAUGCAGUGCAGCUCAGGUAAGCACGGUAUAAAGGCCGCAACGGUCCCUUCCUUCCUGCUUUCUAUUCCCAUUCCCAUUCCAGUUUCCAUACAUGGAAAAGUUGGUUUCACAUAAACCUCCAAGUGUCCCGGUCCGUUGGAGUUUAAACUACUCACCAAAGCUCGAACCUUACCCCAUAAUCGUUCACCAUGAGCGAUAAAGAGCUCGAGAGCAUCAGCGCUUUUGGCCCAGCCCGGGCGACGGUCAAGGGCACGGCCCUUUCCGAGGAUGAAAUCAAAAAGUACAAUGACUUCUUCAAGGCCAGCCUGUACCUCAGCCUCGGCAUGAUCUACCUACGCAAGAAUCCCCUCCUGAAAGAGCCGCUCAAGAAGGAGCACCUCAAGGCCCGGCUCCUCGGCCACUUUGGCUCUGCUCCCGGUCAGAUCUUCACUUACAUGCAUUUCAACCGGCUGAUCAAGAAGUACGAUCUGGACGCCUUCUUUAUCUCAGGCCCCGGCCACGGCGCCCCCGCCGUGCUGUCGCAGGCAUACCUCGAGGGCACCUACUCCGAGGUGUAUCCCGACAUGUCCGAGGACGAGGAGGGCAUGCGCAAGUUCUUCAAGCAGUUCUCGUUCCCCGGCGGCGUCGGGUCGCACGCCACUCCAGAAACCCCGGGCAGCAUCCACGAGGGCGGCGAGCUCGGCUACUCGAUAUCCCACGCCUUUGGCGCUGUGUUUGACCACCCGGACCUGAUCGCCCUCACCAUGGUCGGCGACGGUGAGGCUGAGACAGGUCCCCUGGCCACGUCGUGGCAUAGCACAAAGUUCCUCAACCCCAUCACCGACGGCGCCGUAUUGCCCGUGCUGCACCUGAACGGCUACAAGAUCAACAAUCCCACCGUCCUUGCCCGCAUCAGCCACAGGGAGCUUAAGAACCUGUUCAUCGGAUACGGGUACCAGCCUUACUUUGUCGAAGGCGACGACACUGAGUCAAUGCAUCAGGCCAUGGCGGCCACGCUCGAGCACUGCGUGCUGGAGAUCAGAAAGUAUCAAAAGCAAGCCAGGGAGUCGGGAAAGCCCUUCCGUCCGCUGUGGCCGGUCGUCAUCCUUCGCACCCCCAAGGGCUGGACUGGCCCUCGCAGGAUCGACGACAAGUACCUCGAGGGUUACUGGCGCGCCCAUCAGGUGCCCAUUACCGACGUGCACGAGAACCCAGACCACCUCAAGCUGCUCGAGAGCUGGAUGCGCAGCUACGAGCCGGACCGUCUGUUUGCCGACGGCCAAGUCAGCCAGGACCUCAAGGCGCUGUGUCCGACUGGCAACCGUCGCAUGUCUGCCAACCCCGUCGCCAACGGCGGAAUUCUGCGGAAACCGCUCAGGGUACCCGACUUCCGCGACUACGCCCUCAAGGUGGACAAACCGGCCGGCACCAUGGGCGCCAGCAUGCAGAACAUGGCCAAGUACCUACGCGACGUCAUCGCGCUGAACCCGACCAACUUCCGCCUGUUUGGGCCCGACGAGACCGAGUCCAACAAGCUUGCCGGGGUGUACGAGACCGGCAAAAAGGUCUGGAUGGGCGAGUACUUUGAGGAGGACGACGACGGCGGCAACUUGUCGCCCGCCGGCCGCGUAAUGGAGAUGCUGUCUGAGCACACGUGCGAAGGCUGGCUCGAGGGCUACGUCCUGAGCGGCCGCCACGGCCUGCUCAACAGCUACGAGCCAUUCAUCCACGUCAUCGAUUCGAUGGUGAACCAACACUGCAAGUGGCUCGAGAAGUGCCUCGAGGUGGAGUGGCGGGUAAAGGUGGCGUCGCUGAACAUUCUCCUGACGGCCGUUGUCUGGCGCCAAGAUCACAACGGUUUUACGCACCAGGACCCGGGCUUUCUCGACGUGGUGGCCAACAAAAGCCCCGAGGUGGUCCGCAUCUACCUCCCGCCCGACGGCAACUGCCUGCUGUCGUGCAUGGACCACUGUCUGCGCUCAUCCGGCUACGUCAAUGUCGUCGUCGCCGACAAGCAGGAACACCUCCAGUAUCUACGCAUGCAGGACGCCAUUGUGCACUGCACCAAGGGGAUUGGCAUCUGGCCGCAGUUCAGUACCGACGUCGGCGCCGAGCCGGACGUGGUCAUGGCGUCGUGCGGCGACAUCGCCACGCACGAGUCGCUCGCGGCCAUCGACCUGCUGCUGCAGCACUUCCCCGAGCUCAAGGUCCGCUGCGUCAACGUCGUCGACCUGUUCAAGCUCAUCUCGCACAUCGACCACCCGCACGGCCUGACGGAUGCCGAGUGGGUGUCGACCUUUACCGCCGACCGCCCCGUCAUCUUCAACUUUCACAGCUAUCCCUGGCUGGUGCACCGCCUGUCGUACAAGCGGCCCGGCGCAAGCAAGCAUCUGCAUGUGAGGGGGUACAAGGAGAAGGGGAAUAUUGACACCCCACUAGAGCUGGCCAUUCGCAACCAGACGGAUCGGUUCAGUCUGGCUAUGGAUGCCAUUGAUCGGCUGGGCGACAGGUUGGGGAAUAGGGGCGCCGCGGCGAGGGAGGCGCUGCAUAGCGCGCAGAUUAAGGCGAGGAAUCAGGCUUUUGAGGACGGGAUUGAUCCGGCUUUUUUGAAGAAUUGGAUUUGGCCUCAUACGGGGCUGUUGCAGAGGAGCAUUCCUAAGUUGAUGGGGUAAGGUGAUCAAGACAGUGCGGUGUACGUGGGUGGACGUUGGGCGCUAUCUCCCUCGUUCUUUCUUCUUCUUUUUCUUGGUUUGUACUUUUUACUUUCUGUUUUUGCUUAGAAUUGACUGACAAGAAGAAAUAUUACUUAUCAAGAUCAUGGACGAGCCUCAAAU
This is a messenger RNA of Parathielavia appendiculata, 3062 nucleotides long. RefSeq names its product D-xylulose 5-phosphate/D-fructose 6-phosphate phosphoketolase-like protein. Gene Ontology annotation, biological process: carbohydrate metabolic process. The coding region runs from base 438 to 2900 and encodes 820 amino acids. Lineage: Eukaryota; Fungi; Ascomycota; Sordariomycetes; Sordariales; Chaetomiaceae. The record is from RefSeq and is a predicted model, not a curated record. Gene Ontology annotation, molecular function: aldehyde-lyase activity. The transcript has a single exon.